This is a messenger RNA of Catharus ustulatus (Swainson's thrush), 1393 nucleotides long. RefSeq names its product adenylate kinase 9-like. The record is from RefSeq and is a predicted model, not a curated record. Gene Ontology annotation, biological process: AMP phosphorylation. Gene Ontology annotation, cellular component: cytoplasm. NCBI's taxonomy places the organism in Eukaryota, Metazoa, Chordata, Aves, Passeriformes, Turdidae. The transcript is spliced from 13 exons. Gene Ontology annotation, molecular function: ATP binding; AMP kinase activity; nucleoside diphosphate kinase activity. Bases 17 to 1393 code for a protein of 458 amino acids.
UGCAGCGGGGGUGCGCAUGAGGGGCUCUCACCGGGAGGGUAUUCCCACCGGGACAUCGCCCUGGGAAAUAGACCCUUGUGAAGGCUUGGGAAGGAGCGAGACUGCUGGGAAUGGCAGCAUUAGAAAACACAUGGCUUCACAAGAGGAAAAACAAGCUCAGCCCUUUACAGACAUCUUUGAUGAAGAUGAAGCUGAAAUAUCUUUUCUGUUGUCCAAGCCCACUUGCUUCAUUGUCUUUGGAAAGCCAGGUUCUGGAAAGAAAACAUUAGCUAGAAAACUAGCGCAGAGAUGGAACUGCAUUUUCAUAGAAGCUUCAGAAGUAAUUCAAACAAAUAUUCAACAAGGAACAGAAUAUGGACUUAAGUGUCAAGAACUGCUUUGUCAAGGUGAAACUGUUCCUGAGGAACUGGUGACAGAAAUGAUUCUGCAAAAGAUUGAGUCUCCAGAAGUUGAUCAUUUUGGUUAUGUUCUCACUGGAUUUCCUUUUCUCUCGGAGAAAUGCAUGACUGUUCCACAGCAAAUCGAGAAAAUAAUGAAUCUAAAAUUAAAACCGGACAUCCUGAUUAACAUUAAGUGUCCAGAUUAUGAGUUAUGCCAAAGGAUAUCAGGACAAAGGCAAAACCCUGAUUCAGGGGAGAUAUAUCAGAGGAGCCAGUGGGAUCCUAAAGUUAUUGAUAAGCGUAAGAAAGAUCAGGAUGAAGAAGAGGGUGAAGAAGAGGGUGAAGACCAGGAUGAAGAAGAAGAUGAAGAAGAAGAGACUGGAGAAGGUCCACGUAAGAAAUCAGAAUCUUUUCAUCAAUUAGUGCAUAGGCCUGAAGAUUUUCUUGAAAAUGCAGAGAAAAGAAUUGGAAUAUACAAGGAUAUAAUGCUUUCUCCUUUAGAAGAACUUCUGACUCAGCAUGAUUGUCGAUAUCUUAUUGAAGUGGAUGGAAGUCAGGAACCAGAUGAUGUCUUUGAGGCAGUGGCAGGCCGACUUGAGUCUAUGGAUAUUCAAAAUGCAGCUCCUAUAAUCAGACUUCAAAGUGAAGACGAAGAAGAAAUGCUGGAGGGAAAGGAAAAGGAUGAACUUUUCCGGGCCCUGUCAUCUUGCAAGCUGAUAGCGCCCAGAUACCGAUGGCGUAGGAGCAGGUGGGGUCAAGUGUGUCCCGUGGCUCUAAAAGAAGGGGAAAUUUUAAUGGGAAAUCCAGAGUUUGCUGUGAGUUUUCUAGGUAAAAUGUAUGUACUGUCGUCUGCAGAGGCAUUGAAAAAGUUUGUGUUGAAUCCACGGCCUUACCUCUUACCUCCAAUGCCAGCUUCUCCUUGUAAAGUAUUUGUAUUUGGUCCUCCAUUCUCUGGAAGAACAACUAUUUGUAAUUUAAUUGCACACAAUUAUAAAGGAAAGGUAAGUUCAUAA